AGAUCUCCUUCUGGUUCGUUUGAAAACACUUGAGUAUCUUAUAGUUAUAAUCCAGAUUUCUCAUACCUUUCUCAAGACGAGAACGAAUUUGCUGUUCUACCAGCAAAAUCCCAGUAAAGAUUCUCUAGUUCUUGGCAUUCUCAACCUUCCGGAAAAGGACAGUAAGCCGUCUGAGGAGUAAUGCAGUCCGCCACUGCACAUACGAUCUUCCUUUGCGAUCGGGCUGAUUUGCAAUGGCAGCCGAUGACAUGGAAGUACUAAUAGCAGGUCAGAGCGGCCUAUGUACUGACACGGCGGGUCAAGUAUAUUCUCCAGGCUCGAUCCGGCCCCACAAUGCUUUUCUUCGCGCUCCUCACACAGGCUUCUUUCGUGGCCGCGAAGCCUACACUAGACGAUUCACGGCCCUAUUAUCACUUUCUACAGACCAGACAAGAGUAUGGCAGGCAGAGCAACAAUGCCUCUGCGACCGAGAUCGAUCUCGGAUAUUCCAUCUACAGAGGCGUAUCAAAUAGCAGUUCAGGGUUGAACAUCUACAAAGGGUUUGUCAAAUAGUAAUUUACCAAAAGCGUCACUAAAGAAAGUUCAGGAUUCGAUUCGCAGAAGCACCAACUGGCAAACUGCGAUGGCAGGCUCCACGAGCUCCAGUUCUCAACCGUAGUGCAGUCAUGGAUGCCUCAGAAUAUGCAUCCAUAUGCCCCCAGAAUUCGGCCGCAACUGCCACGAUGAGGCCGACGAACCAGACUGGUGCUGCUGAAGACUGCUUGUUCUUGAAUGUCUGGACUCCGAACAACGCGACUAGUCCAAUGCCCGUAUUUGUCUGGAUUCACGGUGGAGGCUACGGUGGCGGCAGUGGUAUUGCUGAUCCUUCAGAGUUGAUCAACACGAAUGGUAACAAUUUCGUGGCUGUCACUAUUCAGUAUAGACUGGGCGCAUUCGGCUUUUUAUCUUCAGAUGAGGUCUACCGCAAAGGAGCUGUCAACGCCGGGUUGCUAGACCAGCAACUCGCUCUCCAAUGGGUUCAGCAAUACAUCCAUGCUUUCAACGGUGAUCCGACUCAAGUAACUAUUGGAGGCGUAUCUGCAGGUGGUGGAUCUGUCAUGCUCCAAGGCAUGGCUUACGGCGGCUCGCAAGGAACCCAGCUCUUCAGACAGACCUUCGCUGCGAGUCCAUUUCUGCCCAUGCAGUACGGAUACAACCAUUGGGUACCGACCCAGUCUUACUAUGCUCUUGCAUCUGCAGUGGGUUGCAACACCAUGAAGCCGUAUGGGGCCAACGGCACUCAGCAAAUUUUCGAAUGUCUGCUCGACGUAUCCUCCGAAGCACUAAUUAAUGCCAGUGCCACCAUCUCUCAAUCUGGCUCCUAUGGGACCUGGGCUUUCUUGCCCGUCACGGAUGGCUCGCUGGUUCAAGACCUACCAAGUCGGCAGCUCGCACGCAGUAGAGUGAAUGGAGUCAACGCCUUGAUCGGCAACAAUGCCAAUGAAGGAACCUUCUUCACACCUUCCAUCAUUCACACCGAGGAUGAUCUUGUCGCUUGGCUUCACACGGCAUUUCCUCUCUUCGAUGAAAAUGACAUCGCCAAGGUCUUGUACUACUAUCCAACCACCAAUGUUUCGACAGAUCCCAAAGCACCUCUUUUUGCAACGAGCGGCGACAGAGGGCCAACAGCACUAAAUCAAAGCUCUGUCGCCACCGGCCAACAGCAACGUGCCGACAACAUCUACGCAGAGACCACAUUCGUGUGCCCAGCCUACUGGUUAGCUGAAGCAUACUCUGGUAAUGCGGUAGGCGGCAAAGCAUUCAAAUACCAAUUCUCGCUCCCGCCAGCACUACACGGCUUUGACACUCUCGCCUACCUCCCACCUCCAGGAGAAUACUACUACAUCUCAGACUUCAACAACGCUUUCCAGAAGCUACUCGGCAACUUCAUCGUCGCAGGAAACCCUUCCAUCUCCAACGAAAUCGCCAAUGGAGUCGAGCUCACCUCUCUAGCAAAUCUUACUGCUGCUGCCGGAAACUUUACGACGAAUGCUGCUAGUCAUUGGCCGGCGUACACGAUUUCGGAACCUUUUCAGAUUGAUCUGAACACGACGUGUGGGAGCGGGAGAACUCCGUAUGAGGACAUCCCGGGCGUAUACUUUUGUAGUGGACCAGGCACUUUCAAUGAUUUCCGCCUUGUUAAUGCUUAUACUUGGGAAGGGGGAAGGGGGAUGAGGUGCGAUUUUUGGAGGGCUAUGGGGGAGCUUGUACCCGAAUGAGUCGGGACGAUAGAUGAGUAGAGAAUACACUGCAGACCAUAUGUCACCC
This is a messenger RNA of Pseudocercospora fijiensis CIRAD86, 2307 nucleotides long. RefSeq lists its product as uncharacterized. Lineage: Eukaryota; Fungi; Ascomycota; Dothideomycetes; Mycosphaerellales; Mycosphaerellaceae. The record is from RefSeq and is a predicted model, not a curated record. Bases 666 to 2258 code for a protein of 530 amino acids. The transcript has a single exon.